ACAUAACCAAACUUUUAUUUAUAAACAUUCAAAAAUGUAUAAUUUAUUAACAAAAUUAUAUCCAAAAGCGAUUCGUUUAGGUAUUAAUUUACCCAAAUACGCAUUAUAUAGAAAUGUACAUACAACAAGUGCAACGUUUCAAUUUUACCAAGACGAAACAAAAUACAAAACUAUUUAUAAAUUUCCUUACAUCAAACAAUUUGUUUUAAUGGAUCGCAUAAAAUUGUACCAAACUUCUGUAACAGCACUGUGUGCUCCUUUCUCAAUAAUUUUACACCAAUUAGACUACAUUUCUGGCGAUGUCGUAGGUUUUAUAUGGGCUUUAGGUUUCUCUAUGUGUCUAACACUUUACAGCGUGGGAUUUCUAACAACAAAACACGUGGGUUUUAUUUACUACAAUGAAGAAGAGAACCUCGUAAAGGUAGCUUACGGAGAUUUUUGGGGUCGCCGGAAAGAAAUCGAAAUCCCAGUCAAAGACAUCGUACCUUUAAGCGACUUGCCAGUAUCGUGGACCGAUGGUUUGUUCAUUAAAUUCAAAAGGUUCUCCACUCCCGAGGUGUUGCGGUUAAAUUUUAGAUUCGGAGUUGUAGUUGAUAAGGAAUUGAUGAAAAAAAUACAAUAA
This is a messenger RNA of Phyllotreta striolata, 622 nucleotides long. The record is from the annotation of a GenBank genome assembly. Lineage: Eukaryota; Metazoa; Arthropoda; Insecta; Coleoptera; Chrysomelidae.